GAACGUUGCGGAACACGUUGCUCAAGACAUGUACGGGGCGGGCGGCCAGUGCGUGCUCUGGCUGUCAAGAACCGGCGAGGCCGCGGGACGAGAAAAGGUCUGAGAGAGCCUCUCCGGCGGUCUCUUCGGAUGGAAUUCCGAGCUCGCGAUUACGAAGGAGAAGAGAUCGCCGCCGCGCUCCCUCGAGCGCCUGCCCUCGAUCAUCCACUCGCUCCGCGCCCUUUCCCGUCGUCCCAGUCCCAGGUUGCUGCUGCUUGUGAGAAGGUUGAUUUUGAUGACCCUUUAAGAGUACAAACCACAGAUAUAGCAGAAUGUGCUCAAGAUGGAAAACAUGUUGAUGAUGACUUGAGAAGAAUCCUUUCUAGUGAAGCUGGUCAUUUGUCAACAAAAGAAUGGGCUCUUUUCAAAAGUUCUUUGAUGCAGAAAUUCUCCUGCAGCAACAUGAUUUCUGUUUCAUUUACAUCAGAUAUUUUGGCAAGAAACAGCAAGGAAUAUAAGACUCUGGCAGAUAUGCAUAUGGAGGAGCUGGAUGACCCAGAAAUGGUUGUGAGAGAGGAGAAAAAAGUAAUCACGAGGCAGGAAUAUGUUUCACAAUUACAAGAACUUAAAGGUGAAAUUUCCCAAGCAUGGAGGGCUGAUGAUCGCAUUAAAGCUCUGAAGUUAUCCAUCAAGGUUGCAAGGCUUUUAUUAGACACAUCUGUUUUUCAGUUUUAUCCUACAUUAUUUGUUUUAGUUAUAGACAUAAUGGAUAUGCUUGGUGAUUUGGUGUGGGAGCGCAUUAAGAGGAAGGCUGAAUAUGCUGAUGAUGGGACAUUGAUAUAUUCUUUGCCAGAGAAAUUUCAAUCUGCUGAUAUAUGUUCUGAAGCAAAAGAGACUUGUUAUAACUGGUUCUGUAAAGUUGGAUCAAUUCGUGAGCUUCUUCCUCGCAUAUACUUGGAACUUGCCAUUUUACGCUGCUGGCGCUUCCUGGAAGACAAUUUUUUGUUAAAUCUUCAGCGCUUGGCUAUGAUGAUGAGAGGGCUGGCAGAUCCACUUGCAUCUGCCUAUUGUCAUCUUUAUAUGGCCCACUGUGCAAGAACACUGCAUCCAAUAGACGUAGGCUAUUUGAUCAUGUCCCUUAGUAAUAUUGGAAUUCUACUGCAGCGUAUUAUUGUGGACAAAGAAACAUUUAACAGCCAUUAUUACAAGAAUAAGAAAAUGCUAAUAAGCUUAAUGGAACCGGCAAUUGAGUGGAUCAUGAAGUGCAUCUUUAUGGAUGGUUAUCAGAAAUCUGGUAAUAUCAUUUCGGAGUUUGGAAUUGGGGGAAAUCUAUCACAAUCAACCUGGAAUAUCCCAUGUAUUUCAGUUAUUUUGCAUUGUUUGCUCAAACAACUUCCAGCUGAAGUGGUCAGCAACAAUGCUUUGGAGAUUGCAGAGCUUUUUGAGAAAAAUAUAGAUAUCUCACUUGAUCAGCAUUUCAAUUACAGGCUGCUAGGAAAUAAAUUAUGUGAGAGUCUUCCCCCUGUCACUUCUGCUGUAGCUGUAUUGGACAAAGUUAUGCAGGUGAUUUCUCAAUACAAUCACCUUAACGAGUACUUGAUAGUAGCAGAUGCUUAUUUAGACAUCAUCCUUCAAUAUUCAAUGGAUUACCAUCUAUCUGUCUUUUUAGAUGGCAUUUUGAAGCGAGCAGAAAUCAAAAGAGCUGAUGAACAUGAAUUGGAGAGUCUGCAGUCUAUUCUGGUUAAACUUGUCAAUCACUUUGAUGGAUUGGAAGAUGCGUUUGCUUUGAGCCAAUUUUUGGAGAUUCUUGAUCUGCUGUAUGGAAGCACAUGCGACAUAACCAAUAUGCAUAUUCUCCUAAAGGCAACAAGGACUGGUCAUGUUCGUGAUCCUAGAGCCAUACAAUUUCUCUUCGAAAUUUCUCAAGCCCUUCAUGGUAGCAUUGAUAUUUCAAACACAAAUGAUGAUUAUCAACAAAGGGCAUUCCUCGUAUCUCGUUUUAUUCACUUGGUUGAUUUUGGAGCUGAAAUGGAACGCCAUUUAACAUUUUUAAUAGAAUGCCGUGCAGCUUUUCAUCAUAUUAAUGAGCUUAAGGAUACUCUAGUUCAUUUGAGCAAUAAUCUAGCAGUCAAAGCAAUUAAAGACACAGACAAGCACUUGAGUUUUCUUAAAUCUUGUGUUGCUUUUAAUGAAGUUACAAUUCCUUCCAUUUCCAAUGGCAUAAGGCGCAUGAGUCUUUAUCUUGAGACUGCUGAGGUUGCAUUAUUUGGUGGCUUAGAUUCUCAUGCAGAAGGACUUGUUAAUUCAGCUAUCAAUUGCUUGCAAUGUUUAAACGUCACAGCUGGUAUUCAUGAAGAAGGGAUUGCUUUCUUUGUGCGAAGCUUAAUAUCGGUUUUAAAUUAUCAGUCAUUGACAUCAUCAAGAAUCAAAGUAAAGAUAUUAUGUGCUGUCAUCUUGCUGUCUGCAAGUCUGUCUCAAAACCGGCUUCCUUACCAUGCAAUCAGUGCUGAGGUUGUGGGCAAUGAUCAGUUAUUCUAUGGAGAGCCAUCCUACCAUCAAGAGCUUUCAUCCAUCUCCAGUCUUGCUCUUCAGAAUCUGGAUGAUGCUAUUGGACAAGAAUCCCAUUUGGUUACACGCGGAAGCUUGGCUCUUGAAGCUUGUAAUUGCCUACUUGUGUCUUUUAACGGAAAUCGUGAACUAUUUUUGAAAUGCUCUGGACUGAUUGAGAUUGCCAAGUCAUGUUUGCAUCCAAAGGAUAAGUAUCUACAGUCCACGGUUAACUUCUUUGAUAAAUUCUCCAAAAAGGAAGGAGUUGCCUUCAGUUAAAAUUGAUUGUUUGUUAGUUCUUCAUAUUGCCGUGAUAAUUUAUAUAUAUCCACACACUCAUUUCCAUGUAAAUCCUUCAUUUUUGGAAAAGGUCGGACUGCUAAACGAACCUAAAAAGGUUGGGUCUACUUUUGUCCCAGUCCA
Molecule: messenger RNA, 2949 nt
Organism: Elaeis guineensis (African oil palm)
Lineage: Eukaryota; Viridiplantae; Streptophyta; Magnoliopsida; Arecales; Arecaceae
Source: RefSeq, a predicted model, not a curated record